Chlamydomonas reinhardtii is the source of this 2348-nucleotide messenger RNA. RefSeq lists its product as uncharacterized. The transcript is spliced from 12 exons. NCBI's taxonomy places the organism in Eukaryota, Viridiplantae, Chlorophyta, Chlorophyceae, Chlamydomonadales, Chlamydomonadaceae. The record is from RefSeq and is a predicted model, not a curated record. The coding region runs from base 613 to 1764 and encodes 383 amino acids.
GUCCCCAAUGCGAGGUGCGCGGUCGCGCGUCAGUUCGUGGUCACUUAUUCCCGAGCGAGGCACAGUGCUCGAUCGAAUCGCUCGUCAAGUAGGCCAAGCUUAGGACAGCUCAGGCAAAGUCAAGCUGGGCGUUUACAACUUGAUUGCGAUUACCUAUCUGUCCAUUUCUGGCAGGUCAACCUACUUCCGCAGAGCCCGCCCUUCCAACCGCCGCAAUGGAGCAUGGAUGACCGCGCAAGGAAUCCUAUAAAAUCAUUUGCGGCUCUCUGACGUUUGUAUCACAGUUGAAUUUCAUUGCGCUGUCUUGUGUAGCGGCGACAACGCCGCUUUAUUUGCUUGCAGCAACGCGCGCAGCUUGCGCUCGGGGCGCCGUUCACUUGCCUUAUCGCUACAAGGUAGGGAAAACCUCCUGCGCAUGUAAGGUUCUGGAGGUCGUUGUGAUCUGCUCGCAGGCAGUCAGGGCAGCGUUCCGGUUUUCACCGCGUUGCGCGCCCGGAAGCUGAAAGCACGGCCUUUGCUCUUGUGCAACAUAGUAUGCUUUAUAGCAUCAGCUGAAGAUCAUGCCGCCGCUGUGUGCAAUGCAAUGGUGCAGUGAGGCCGACGGUCACCAUAAUGAAGGCUCCCAUGCUUGCCGCGGCGCUGCUGGUUGCGCUGCUUGCCGGGUCGCACGUUGCCGCCCAGCCGCGCCCUAUCAAGGUUGGUGUGUUCACCUUUGACGCCAGGGACGACCCCACCACCUUGGCCGAGUCCGUGUCCUUCGUUGAGGGCUCGUACAUGGCCAUCGCCGACCGCGGCUACAAGGUAAACACUGUGACUAGCCCCGCCGGCUGCGACACGGACAACAUCGCGAAGGAGGUCGAGCGCCUGGUCAAGGAGGAGAAGGUUGUGGCCAUCAUUGGCCCCAUCUGCUCCGGCGCCGUCCUGGCCGCAGCCCCCACCAUCAACGCCCUCAAGGUCCCCGCCAUCACCGCUAGCGGGGGCGCCCUCGCCAUCAGCACCGCCGGCCCCUACAUUUACCGCUCCAUCCCCAACGCUAAAACCUACCUGUUCACCCUGAUGAACUACCUGGCACCCAUGUUCCCGACUAUGGCCAUUCUGUACGACGACUCCAUUCUUGGCCUGGACUUCAAGAACCUGGCCACCCAGUACUACACUGCCAAGGGCGGCAAGGUGGUGUCCAGCGUGAUGUUCGCGGGCAACUCCACCACCGCCCACGUGGAGGACCUGACCAAGCAGGCUGCUGCCGCCAAGCCCUCCCUGCUGUUCUACAUGGCCACUAGCGCCAUCUUGCCCGAGCUGGAGGGAGCCUUCAUCAAGGCCGCCCGCGCCGCGGACCCCAAGCUCCCCAUUGUCAUGCCCAACGGCUUCGAUGUGCUGACGAAGCAGGAGUUUGAGGUCGUGGGUGCCAACGGCACCAAGUCCUACCCCGCGCUAGGCGGCAUCUACACCUCUGGCGAUGUGAUCUUCCCCAAGGCCAACGCCCGGUACUCGUCCAUGUUCGGCAUUGACACCAUGCCCACCCUGGGUGGCUACGGCUACUACGCCACGGCCUACGACGCCAUGAGCGCCAUCAUCACGGCGGCGCAGGAGUCUGGCUACAACAAGCUGAAGAACGUCAACAAGAUGAUGUCGGCCAAGAGCUUCACCUUCCGGCGCUACAACGGCAUGAUGGGCAAGUUCGACGAGAACGGCGACAUCAUUGCCGAGGCCCAGGUGCAGCAGUUCAGCGCUGUCACCGGCGACGCCGAGCCGAUUGCUGCCUAAACAGCAGCAGCAAAUAACAACUGAAAUGCAGUGGGAAGCUGCAAGGGGCAGGGUCGGCGACGGCUUCAUGCAUGAGUCCACACAUGGUCGACAGGCGGACCACAAGGGCCGUGCAGCCGCCGCAGCUACGGCGGCCGUUGCGCGCGCGCUGUCACCGGUAAUUCCCCGCCCGUAGCCGCAUCCGCAAGUCACCCUUUCCAUGUAUCUGCAUGGUGCAAUAGCACGGAAGAAAACAGAGCAAGCAAUAAUCCUUUGCGGGACCGGGAGCCUAUUACAGGGUGGGCUGUUCAAUUGUUAAUUAAGUUCGGAUGUGAACCUUGGGGCUCGGGAUGCGUACGGCAAUGCGUGUUGAUCGCGUGGCAUGGGGGACGGACCUACCACUGGCACAUGCGCCGUGGCGUUUUUUUGUCGGCUUGUAAGCGAGCUCGUUGUAUUGCGGCUAGUACGUUUGUAGCAGGUGUGCGCGCGGUCAUGUGGGCGGAACGGAACGCCCAUAGGAUCCAGACACGAUGUGAGGCACGGCCGAUGGUGUCAUGCACACGCCCAGCAGUGUUAGUUCCGGCCAGUUGUAAUAUCGUAGCAAA